GAAUUCUUGUGUAUUAACCGCCAGGCCCAGUCCAAUGCGUGCGAAGUGUGCACUGUACGCCGUAAAGUACGGUACAGCCGAUCUAUCAUGUUGGCUCCCUUUCACCAUCACGUUCAUCCCAAAUUUGGGCUGCCUUCACAAUAUCUGGAUACAUGUCCGACAGGAGUUUGACUUUUCAUUGAUAGUAUUAGAUCAGACUUCCGGGGCUUGUCUGAGGGAAAGAAGUGGCUGCCUCUUGACGGGCCAGACCGGUCGCUGCGUGGAGUGUGUUGUGAUUCGUGUGAAAACAUCAUCAUCAUCACCUCUCAGUAUCAUGACCGUUGCCAGAAUGCCGCACUGGUUCGGGCACGAAGCGCAGAAACACUAUCGCUGCACGGUGAAGUAUCUGGACGAUUCAUCAUGGGAGACCACGUAUACUAAGAGCGAAGACAGCCAGAAGCUCUUCGACCGGAUCUGCGACCAUCUUAAUCUCAUUGAAAAGGACUACUUUGGCCUGCGUUUUGUUGACGAGAAGAAGCAGCGUCGCUGGCUGGAUUUAGGGAAGAAUGCACGGAAGCAGCUGAAGAAGGCCGGAAAAGAUGUGGACAAUGUUAUACUGUGUUUCCGCGUCAAAUUCUACCCGCCCGAUCCCAUACUGCGCCUCCAUGAGGAGCUGACGCUUUAUCAGUUAUUCCUGCAGUUGCGUCGCGAUCUCCAGCAUGGACGACUUUAUGGAUCAUCGGGCGAUGAAGCCAUACUACUGGCGUGCAUCCUCCAGUCAGAACUCGGUAACAUUUCAGCGGGUAUAGUAAAUGUUCCAGAAGACUAUCGCGUAUUAAUGAAACACGGGAAAAAAGGCGAAACCAAAACCAUCGAACAGUGGCACUACCUGCGCGACUUAAGCCCUUCGGAGUGUGAGAAGCGCUUUGUGGAACAGGCUGCCCGCCUGGACACCUUCGGCAUUGAUCCCCAUCAAGUGAAGAAUGAGGAAGAUCAGUCGGUUUUUCUGGGCUACAAUCAUUUUGGCAUCAUUGCUUUUCAAGGCUCAAAACGCAUCCUCCAUCUGGACUGGGCCCACAUCCUGAAAAUGUCUUACGAAGGCCGCACCUUCCUAGUACAGUUCAUGCGAGAAUCCAAGCCACAGACCCGCGGCUUAAAGUGCCCCACGUCCAAAGCGGCCAAGCAAUUGUGGCGGAAUGCAUUGGAGACCAAGAUCUUCUUCACAGCCCCGACCAGCAAGACCAUCAAGCCGGUCUCAAACGGCUCCACCAUCUUUUCUCGUGCAUCACGUGUCCGCUUCUCUGGGCGUGUGGCACGAGAAGCCAUGGAAGCCAGCUCGACUCUGCACCGUUCCGGUGUGACAUUCCAGCGAGCGGCCUUUGCACAUAAGCUCGAGCCGGACGUGUAUGAGGGCGUUGUGGCCACGCCAGCCCUUCACCGGCGCGCCAGCCUCUUUCCCAAACCCAAAGAAUCCGGCAGCGGAUCGCCGGUACCCGGUGAAAACCGGUCGGAAGAGUUGAUAGUAGUGACGCCGGAGCCACCCGCCUAUAUGGAGGCCGUUCCCUCGGAGGUGCACCAUCCACCUGCCUCUCCGUCUCCGUUCGAUAUGCCACCAGAACCGUCAUCUAGCACCAAACUUCCUUCACCUAUGCCGUCGCGAACUGGUAGCGAUCUACAGUUUAGACGACCGGUAACGGAAAGCAUAUUAGCCAGGGCUAAGCAGGAGAUGGAUCAGAAUAUCGAUGAUAUUUUAAGUAAUGGACGGUUUGAGCUGACCAGAGAAAUCUCGCAGACAGUACAGCCGGCAUCCGCCGCUGUCGCUGUGCAGCAUCGACAGUCGGCGUUGGGAACGGUAGCCGUAGUUGGACUGAUUUCCGGGACAGCUAUAUUGGGCAUUUACACCCUAUAUGAUACAAACUGGUUGUCGCCCGCACCGCUGUUAGCAGCGAUGGACAGCAUUCGAGAAUUCGUCGCGAGUCAUGUGCUUUCCUGGUGGAAUUAAAUGAAUUUCAAGUGAGAAGCGGCACCGGUGGAUGUGUUAGUUAACGUUAACGGGAUGAUAUGACAAUGGUUCUGGUCAGUGUGGCAGAAUUAUGUAUCAUGGCUUUGAUGAUACGAAAUGCUUUACAGUCUGUCAGAUUAUUUCUGUAGUCAGCAGUUUUAACGGUUUUAUAUUUUAACUUUUAAAAAUUUUUCUUCGGUUUUAUUGUGAGUUUGAAUCUGAUUGUCUGUUGUUUGUGCACAAACCAUGACUUCUAGUUUAAAGCGUAAUUAUUUCGAUUCUUCAAAAAAACGAACUUUCGGUGAAUGAAUCACUUUUUUAUUGCGCCAUAAUAUUAAACUGGCAGGAAAAA
Messenger RNA from Paramacrobiotus metropolitanus, 2333 nucleotides. RefSeq names its product FERM domain-containing protein 5-like. Gene Ontology annotation, cellular component: cytoskeleton. The coding region runs from base 35 to 1981 and encodes 648 amino acids. NCBI's taxonomy places the organism in Eukaryota, Metazoa, Tardigrada, Eutardigrada, Parachela, Macrobiotidae. The transcript is spliced from 4 exons. The record is from RefSeq and is a predicted model, not a curated record.